Molecule: messenger RNA, 1056 nt
Organism: Cydia strobilella
Lineage: Eukaryota; Metazoa; Arthropoda; Insecta; Lepidoptera; Tortricidae
Product: zonadhesin-like
Exons: 6
Coding region: 1-1056 (351 amino acids)
Source: RefSeq, a predicted model, not a curated record
AUGUAUCUGUUUCUUUCUCAGCCAAAUGGAGAGGACCCCAAUGAAAGACUCAUAAGUUGUCCAGCCGGUCAAUAUAAUGAUAAUAUUAUUACAGCCAAACCUUCUUGCAAAGCUAAUGAAACGUACGUAUCCUGUGCUGUCAAGUGUCCCGACAAGUACUGCCCGAAGAUCGAUGGACCCCAGCCUGUAUGCGACCCGCCCAGAGAUUGCCCGCCAGGGUGCAUAUGCAAGAUCAAUUAUAGAUAUGACCAAUCUGGAAAAUGCAUACUUGCUUCUGAAUGCCCACCAUUAAAAUGUAAGGAUCCUAACGCAGUAUGGGAUUCAUGCCCGUCAGCCUGCUUGAAUGAGCAAUGUGAAGCCGCUGAGUCUCCGCCCGUCACUUGCAACACAUUGCUUCUAAAUUGCAACCCUCGAUGUGUUUGUAAACCCGGGUAUUUUAAACACCCGGAAACCGGAUUAUGCGUGCCAGCUAAAGAAUGUCCGGGCGUGUGUAAAGAUCCCAACGCCUCCUGGAAAGAUUGCCGUGACCCCUGCCCAGGCACUUGCCAAAACACUAAACCAGUAUGCUUGAGCAAAGCUUGUAGCCCUGGAUGUCAGUGUAAUGAAGGCUAUGUUUUAUCUAAACAAGGGAAAGAGGGAAAAUGCGUUAAAAUUGAAACAUGCGCAGAUUACGUCCACUGUCCCGCCAAUCAAACCUUUGUACCAUGCACAUUUAAAUGCCCCCAAGUAAUGUGUCCAGAGUCAGACCAAACGAUUUUGUGCAAGCCACCACGAGACUGCCCUGGAGGGUGUGGUUGCAAGCCCUACUAUAGGUAUGACGCCAAUGGAAACUGCAUCAAGGCGUCUGAUUGUCCACAAGUAGAAUGCACCAGACCAAACGAAGUGUGGACGUGCAAACAUAUGGGUGACUGGGAGAAUUGCGAUGAGAGAUACAACACUCCUCCGUUUUGGGCAGGCCACCCUGAUGAUUGCGAGCCGAAGUGUGCGUGCCAAAAAGAGUAUUGGAGAAACCCUCAGACAAAUAUGUGUGUUACAGAAAAUGAAUGCCGUAAGUAG